This is a messenger RNA of Aspergillus ruber CBS 135680, 2267 nucleotides long. Its product is annotated as lipid-binding SYLF domain-containing protein. The coding region runs from base 400 to 2217 and encodes 605 amino acids. Gene Ontology annotation, molecular function: phosphatidylinositol binding. The transcript is spliced from 2 exons. The record is from RefSeq and is a predicted model, not a curated record. NCBI's taxonomy places the organism in Eukaryota, Fungi, Ascomycota, Eurotiomycetes, Eurotiales, Aspergillaceae.
GUCUCCCGUUCGGGCAACAAGUCCCUGCACAUUUCCAUGGUUUCCGAGUCAUCGCCACCUCCGGUCGUGAUGUCAAGCUGCUGACGAGUCGGCUAUGAUCUUAUAGGCUGUUCUCUAUUCCAUCGUCAUCUUUAUAUUCUUUUCCCUCCUCUAUUCUCGGUCGUUUGUUCUAUAUCCAUCCCUGUAUCCAUCCCUCCAUCCCUCUGUAUAUACCUGUAUACCUGCAUUCUUUCUCUGAAAACAUCGGCCGCUUUGGGAAAUCUCCGGCCUAUGCUUCCUGUUCCCGUCGAGUGGCCCUCGUUUCAGGUCCUUCCACUGGGCUUAUAGAUUGGGCAGCUUUUCCCUCUUUUCUGCUCUUCUACCCGCCCCUCUACUAAGUCUACCACCACUGUAGACAAAAUGCCGCCACGAACAUCUUGGUGGGAGAAAACAAAAGGAAACUCCAAAAAAGGCUUCGACAAGACAUGGUCCGCCCUCGAUAAACUCGGCGAUCCCGUCAAUCGCCUAUCCUACCGUUUGGGUGCAGAAGCGUUCUGGCCCAUGUCGCUCGAUAAAGAGUGCGACAAGGCCGCUCGCAUUCUACGUUCCUUCUGUAAGGAUGGUUUCUACGCCGAAGAUGAGACCCCCGAUACGACUUUCGACGGCAAAAUCGACAAGCCCAAGGGCAAGCAGCGUGUGAUGCAGAAGAUCCCGACCACGGUUAUUCAGCGUGCCCAGGGUCUGGCCAUCUUUACGACCAUGCGUUCUGGGCUUUGGAUGAGCGGUUCCGGUGGCGCCGGAGUGCUUCUCGGCCGUAUUCCCGAAACUGGUGAAUGGAGCCCGCCGUCGGGUAUCAUGCUGCAUACAGCUGGCGUCGGGUUUCUGGCUGGCGUCGACAUUUACGAUUGUGUCGUGGUUAUCAAUACCCCCGAAGCCCUGGAGGCGUUCAAGACCUUCCGGUGCACCCUGGGCGGCGAAAUUAGUGCUUCUGCUGGUCCCGUAGGUGUGGGUGGUAUACUCGAGUCCGAGGUGCACAAGCGACAGACACCCGUCUACAACUACAUGAAGAGUCGGGGGUUCUAUGCUGGUGUACAAGUCGACGGGACAGUCAUCAUCGAGCGAACGGAUGAAAAUGAGCGCUUUUACGGCGAACGGCUCUCGGUUACCGAGAUCCUUGCCGGGAAGGUCCGCCAUCCGCCCUGGGAAAUCAACGGCCUCAUAAAGACGAUUCAGGCGGCGCAGGGCGAUAUAAUCGACGAGAGCGUGGUGCCGGGAGGUGAGACACCAGGUGAUGCGGUUCUACAGCCCGGCGGCGUGUUUGGCGUCCCUGCCGUCGACGACCCAGAUCCUUUUGGUGUCAGAGCCUUGGAGGCAGAAGGCAUGUUUAUCCGCGAGGCCGGCACCAAGAGCCGACCUAGCCAAGAGGUCUUUGAGUUCAAGCCGAACCCGAACAGUCCAGUCUACGCGACCUUUGCUGCAGCGACCCGUAGCAGUCUAGAAAGUUCGCCCCGGAAUAGCUGGCGUGCCAGUGUACAGAGCCAUACUAGUGUCGACCGUGGUGUCCAGACUGAUGACCUCCCCACUGCCCCGACAUCCAUCAGUCGCGCUUCCUCGCGAAGUCGCUUUGCGCCGAGCGACAAGGAUGCCACCAUCCCCGAGAAUCGUCAGCUCACGAUCUCGACGGACUACGAGAACGACCGCGCGUCUGUCAUCGAGGACGACCUGGAGAUCCACGAAGUCAGCAGUGCUACCGUCUCCAAGCGAGGCAGCGCGAUGGAAGACUACUUCAACCAACCGCCAUCUGCCUCUCCCACCGGAUCUCGUCGCCAUUCGCCUACCUUCACCCGUGCCCGUCUGGUCACUAUUCCCAAGCGCAUCCCUCCCCCUCUUCCUCCCCGUCAUCCCCAGCGGUCCACCUCUUCCUCCACCCCAGUGUCGCCGGUGUCGCCAAUUACAGACGACAACCGGUCCGUGGCAUCGGCCGGUCUGCUGAACGGGUUCUCUGAGCUGCCUCUCCACUACAUGUCCAGCAACUCCUCGAGCAUCUCCCAGACGCUCCAGGAGAAGGAUGAGUUCCACUCGAUCUCUAGCGAGUCGUCGAAUCGCGAUCGCGAGUCUGACAGCCAGUCGCACGAGUCGAAUACUACCAACGACUUCCAUGAGGAGCCUCAUGCUCUCACUCACGACUCGAAGAUUGAGCUGUCUUACAACAAUGUUGUGCAUGCGCAGACUACAUAGUUUUUUUUUUUUUUUUUUUUUCUUUGAUUUUGAUUGUUCUAUGAUUCCCU